UUCAGAGAAUUACUUGCAGUUUCGGGCAUCUUUUCUACAAUAUUUUCUUAUGCAUAAAAAGCAAUUAAAAAAUGUACUCAGAAUAUGGGCCUAAUACAUGUGGCUAAUACACGGAUGAAUGAAUUUCUAACGCUAUAUAUUUGUUGAUAUGCCAGCGACCACCAUGUAAACCUACGCACAACUUGACUCAUAUUUGGAAUAGACGGGUUGCAUAUUUAGAGAUCUCCUCUAAAAUUUCUUGCUAUUCAUUUGGGACUUAGAUACGAUCGAUUCUUGAGCUGGAUUUGGUCUGAGCCAUUAACGAAUACCAUCGGGCAAUUCUCAGCUGGCAGCUGGAGGGCGAAGACGAAGGCGAGACGGCUUCAGCGGCGAAAGAAAAGAAACGGUGUCGUAUACCCUCUUAAAAUACUAAACAGCACAUAAGUACUCUGAAAGAGAAGGGCUGCGACAUCCACAGUAAUUUGGUGAAAAAAUGGUGAGAUUUAGCAGAGCGCUAUUGAAAGAAGCAGGGAAUGGAAUCAACAAAACUCUCUCAGAAAUUCUGGUCUGCCCACUGUCCAAGCAACCCUUGAGGUAUUGCGAGAAGACGAAGACUCUCAUCAGUGAUGCUAUCUGUGUCUCUUAUCCUAUAAAGGAUGGAAUCCCUUGCUUAGUUCCAAUGGAUGGUAAGAUAAUUGAAGCUGAUAAUGACACAAAACCUGAUCGCGCUUCUGAUUCAUCUGCGAAGAAUUAGGAGUAAUGAUGAGAUAGUCAAUAAGCUCAAACAGAUGUAUUGAAAUGCUAUUUGGCAUUGGUAGAAGAUAACUAUGUGAAUGCGGUGAACUUGUUCUUUCCACCAUACAAAUUCUUUUCUUAUAUUUGUGAGGUGUCUACGUCAACAAAUGCAACAUCAAAGUCAUUAUAUUUUGGUCUGC
Manihot esculenta (cassava) is the source of this 914-nucleotide messenger RNA. Its product is annotated as UPF0434 protein BRADO0313. Bases 473 to 733 code for a protein of 86 amino acids. Lineage: Eukaryota; Viridiplantae; Streptophyta; Magnoliopsida; Malpighiales; Euphorbiaceae. The record is from RefSeq and is a predicted model, not a curated record. The transcript has 3 exons.